Phyllostomus discolor (pale spear-nosed bat) is the source of this 1980-nucleotide messenger RNA. RefSeq names its product nephrocan. The transcript has 3 exons. Gene Ontology annotation, molecular function: protein binding. The record is from RefSeq and is a predicted model, not a curated record. NCBI's taxonomy places the organism in Eukaryota, Metazoa, Chordata, Mammalia, Chiroptera, Phyllostomidae. Bases 1 to 1539 code for a protein of 512 amino acids.
AUGCAUCUGCUUUAUGCAUUCCUUGUUUUGCUCUCUUUUAGCGAUGGCUUCGACCCCAACUGUCCUGCAAGAUGCAGCUGUGACUCUGAGCCCUCGGUGCAAUGCUACAGGCUGACAGAGGCGCCAUCAGGCAUCCCCUCCACCACCAAGAAGCUGUACAUCAGCCACAGCAAAAUUCAACAUCUUCAGCUAUCUAACUUCACCAAGAAGUUGGCUCUAGAAGAUUUUAUUCUUCUGGCCAGUGGAACAGAAUCGGUAGAAAAUGAUACUUUCAAAACUCUGAGUACCUUGAAGACCUUGGAACUCUGGAAGAAUAAGCUCAGACGAGUCCCCAGGGCUCUCCCAGCCAGUCUUGAAGUGUUAAAACUAAAUGAUAAUUCAAUCUAUGUCCUACACGGAUCUGAUUUUGAAGGACUGGAGAAAUUAAAAACCCUUGAACUUAAAAACAACCUGAUCUCUUCUCUCUCUCCCAGCAUGCUCUCCUCCCUUGGCAGUCUGCAGAGUUUGAUGUUGGAUGGCAAUAAUAUCGAGUCUGUAGCUGGACCACUGGCACUGCCCCAUCUGAAACAUAUGAGUAUGGAGAAUAACAAACUACAUCUUAUACCAGCUAGCUUCUUCACUUCUCUUCAGUCUUUGCAGUUUCUCAGUUUCAGUGGUAACUUUCUGACUAAAAUUCCCAUUAAUCUGCCCAGAUCCUUGCUCUCUUUAAAGAUGGAGAGAAACCAGCUCAAAGUGGUAAGGUUUCGAGAUAUGAAACACUUGGAGAACCUAUCGCAUCUUUACCUGUCAGAAAACUCACUCUCUUCCAUCGAAGGGGCACAGCUCCUUGCCAAUUUAACCACUCUUGAAUUGUCCCAAAACCAGCUUCAAAUGUUGCCCCUCAGACUACCAGCAAGGCUACAAAAGCUUGAUAUUAGUAAUAAUCUGAUCCAGAGAGUUACGGUGCGAGACUUCCAGGACCUCCGAGACUUGAAACAUUUGUUCCUGGACAACAACUUUGUCAGCUCGUUUGAAGCUGGAGCCCUGCAGAGGUGUUCCCAGCUCUCCAACCUGGCGCUGGAGCAGAACCUGCUUCUGUCUAUACCUCUAAGGCUCCCCAGGACGUUAGCCAGGCUGGACCUCAAAGGCAAUGCCAUCCAGGAUAUCGCUGAGAGGGAGCUCAAGGAUCUAAAGCAGCUUCAGGUUCUAAACCUUAGGAACAACAAGAUCUCUGCCUUAAACUUCAAAGCCUUGGAGGGACUGCCUCGCCUCCGGCACCUGUAUCUGGAUGGAAAUCCAUGGAAUUGCACCUGCAGUCUCCUAAGAGUGAGGGAGGUCCUGAAGGCCAAGGGCACAGAUGUGAGGGGAGGACAAUGCGCGGCACCAGCCGAAAGACAAGGGGAGAGCUGGAUGUCUUCCAAGAAGAUCAUGAGGCAGUGUGAGCAACACCUACACCUGACCGAGAGAAGCAAAGAGGCCAAAAAGAAGUCAAAACCUGAAGAGCACUCCAGCAUCAGAAUCAACAUAGAUGAUGAUGAUGAUGAUUAUGAAAUUGAUUAAGUGCAGGCUUACUUUACAGUUUAGAAAAAGGUUUUGUUUCUUGUUUUUAAACAGGCUUCACUUUUAGAGCAUUUUUAGGUUCUCAGCAAAAUUGAGAGGAAGGUGCAGCGAUCUCACAGACAUGCCCUGUUCCCACACAGGCGCAACCCCCCUUACCACAGCCCCCGCUGUUUCUGGCACAUUUAUUGCAGUCAUGGCGCCUGCACAGGCACAUCAUGAUCACCUAAAGUCCACAGUUUACAUCAGGGUUCACGCUUAGUGUUGUGCAUUCUGUGGGUUUUGACAAACACAUAAUGACAGGUAUCCAUCACCACGGGAUCAUGCAGAGUAGUUUCGUUGCCCUAAAUAUUCUCCACGCUCCAGAAACAGUUUAAUGCUCAAUGUUAUAAGUAGAAAUAUACUACAUGUUUAGACAUAUGAAAGAUUAUUUUUUAAAAUUUU